Messenger RNA from Protopterus annectens (West African lungfish), 1726 nucleotides. RefSeq names its product RAB36, member RAS oncogene family (gene RAB36). Gene Ontology annotation, molecular function: GTPase activity; GTP binding. NCBI's taxonomy places the organism in Eukaryota, Metazoa, Chordata, Ceratodontiformes, Protopteridae. The transcript is spliced from 11 exons. The record is from RefSeq and is a predicted model, not a curated record. The coding region runs from base 202 to 1017 and encodes 271 amino acids.
GCUAUGGUAGCAGAGGCUGUGGUUGCUAGGGAGUGAGUCAGGGGUUUGUUAGUGCCCUGUGGGCUUGGGAACUUGUUUCGCUGCUGGACUGUUAACUGCCUGGUGUCGCCGGUACCGAGGGCGCCGUGGGAGUAUACAGCGGGCGCAGACGGGCUCUUUACCGCACUGAAUGCCUCGGAAUCACACAGUGUGUGGGUCAUAAUGUGGGGUAUGAAUAAUGGAGCAUUGCAGCUUACACCUCCUGUGAGCAGAGAUCGAGUAAUAUCUCAUUUUCCAAAGUGGUACACACCUGAGGCCUGCCACCAGUUCAAAGACCAUUUCCAAGCAGAGGUGCGAAACGCCUGUCAGGAAAGGAAUACAGGCCUUGCAGGGCUAAAAAUCUCCAAGGUGGUGAUGGUGGGAGACCUGUACGUUGGGAAGACUUGUCUAAUUAACAGGUUUUGCAAAGAUAUUUUUGACCGAGAUUAUAAGGCAACCAUUGGUGUGGACUUUGAGAUUGAGCGAUUUGAGAUCUGUGGAGUGCCAUACAAUCUGCAAAUCUGGGACACAGCUGGACAAGAGAAAUUUAAAUGUAUCGCUUCAGCUUACUAUCGUGGAGCACAAGUCAUUAUCGUUGUCUUCGACCUGGCUGACAUUAAAACUCUGGAGCACACCAAGCAGUGGCUUGAGGACGCACUGAAUGAAAAUGAACCUGGAUCAUGUUCCAUCUUUCUGGUCGGAACCAAGAAAGAUUUGCUGUCUCCUGCAGAAUGCCAACGGACAGAAGUUGAUGCCAUCAAAGUUGCCACAGAGAUGCAGGCAGAGUACUGGUCUGUCUCUGCAAAAUCAGGCGAAAAUGUGAAGAAGUUUUUCUUCCGUGUUGCAGCACUGGCAUUUGAGCGGUCUGUGUUGAGUGAAUUGGAGAAGAGUAGUAGUGGUCAGACAUCUAGGAUUGGAGAAGGAGACUUCAUCAGAGUGGACAGAAGCUGUUCUGAGAAUUCUGAUAGCCGGGCCCAGCCUGAGAUUGGCUGUUGCUAGUGUUACUAACCUAUGGAAGGAGACAUCUGAGGGGAAUAACAGAGCAGGGAUGAUGAUAUUAUGACCCUUCUAGUAGAUUACUCUUAAUCUGCAGUGACCAGAUAAGCUAAACCGGAAGCUUCACAGCUAACAGUCCAGAAACUGCCAGGUUUGGGAAGACAUGUAAUGGCCUUGAUAUAGGAGAUUUCUUGGAGUCCAUAAGCCUUUCUUACUUUUAAAGAGGAAGCCUCCUCCUGCUCACAGCAUCUGCCUGUAUCCAUUGUUGUGCUGGAGUCAUUCUGCAUCACCCUUUGUUGUUCUGUGUUGGCAUCUGCUGUUGUGCUGUGUCUCUCUUCAUGUUCUUUAGACACACCUGAUGCUGGACUGGACUUUGAAAAGUGCCUCCCUUUGAUGCUCUCCAGCUACACCAGCUGCUGGACUUUUUAUUCUUUACCUUAGAAUUAUUUUCCUAAUCCUGCUUUUGGACUGGAUUUUUUACAUUGUGUUGAGGCUGAAACCCUCAAGUUUGUUUUUUUGUACCUAAUUCUUCUGUGACAGCAUUCUGCAACAGAAUUACAAACAUGUAGAAAAGGCUAUAUAAAAUGACAUUCUAAUGUAUGUAUGGAUAUAGGCAGAUGCUUACACACAACAUUCUAAUGUAUGUAUGUAUGUAGGCAGGCACUUGCACACAACAUUCUAAUGUAUGUAUGUAUGUAGGCAGGCACUUGCA